GUAAAGCUGAGGUGAUGAAGUGAAUCAGUGCUCACCAUGGCUUCAACGAAGACAGUGUUGCGCCUGGCAGGCAAGAGACCUCUUGGUACAGCUGCUCAAUUAUCAAGAGGUGCACAGCGGGCGUCGCUUUCGCAUUCAUCCAAGAGAUGCGCAGAAAAGGAUGAUACAGCCCAGAGGUUGAGAGAAGCCGCCCCAGAUUUGCUUUCAGAGCUGCGAAAGGCUCCCAGGCGGCCCAUGGGCAAGCUCUCUGCUCCGAUCGUCAACGAUGCCGACAAGUACGCGGACAAAGCCACCCCCCUCCACCAAUAUGGCCAAUACCUCAUGUCCUGUCUUCCCAAAUACAUCCAGCAGUUUUCAGUAUGGAAAGACGAGCUCUGCAUUUAUAUCACACCGACGGGUGUUAUCCCUGUCUUUACCUUCUUGAAAUACCACACUGCGGCUGAGUACACCAUGGUCUCAGAUAUCACUGCAGUCGACUUUCCUACCAAAAACUACCGAUUCGAAGUCGUUUACAACAUGCUCAGCGUGCGACACAACUCGAGAAUAAGAGUCAAGACAUAUGCGGACGAAGCCACCCCUGUCCCCUCGAUCACCUCCCUUUAUGAUGGCGCAAACUGGUACGAGCGUGAGGUUUACGACUUGUUCGGCGUUUUCUUCACUGGUCACCCUGAUCUUCGCCGUAUCAUGACCGACUAUGGCUUUGAUGGACAUCCACUACGCAAAGACUUCCCUUUGACUGGCUACACUGAGAUCAGAUGGGAUGAGGAGAAGAAGCGAAUUGUUGUGGAACCACUCGAGAUGACACAGGCGUUCCGAAACUUUGAAGGUGGCACAAGUGCUUGGGAACAGGUUGGUACUGGUUCGGACAGAAAACCUGAGCAGUUCAAGCUACCAACUCCAAAGCCAGAAGAGAAGAAAGAGGAGAAGAAGUAAGAUAUCCAAGAUAGGCGGGGUGUGUCAGUAUGCUGGGGACUAGCUAUCAACCAGUGGUCGACGGACUGACUGCUCUGGCGUCGGGUUGUAUAUAUGAAUGGAAGAGACAAGUCAAGCCAAAAAGGCCAAGGAGCAUUCUACACUGAUUCUGAGGCCGACUCUGUCAAUUCUUUCUCGUGAUCAUUCUUGGGAACCUGGAACUUGUACAAAUAUCAACCCCGGCGGUAUAGACGAUGUCUUAACCAACACUAAUCUUGAUUCUAGAUCCCG
Messenger RNA from Exophiala xenobiotica, 1203 nucleotides. Its product is annotated as NADH-ubiquinone oxidoreductase 30.4 kDa subunit, mitochondrial. Lineage: Eukaryota; Fungi; Ascomycota; Eurotiomycetes; Chaetothyriales; Herpotrichiellaceae. The transcript is spliced from 2 exons. The record is from RefSeq and is a predicted model, not a curated record. Gene Ontology annotation, molecular function: NADH dehydrogenase (ubiquinone) activity. The coding region runs from base 37 to 933 and encodes 298 amino acids.